AUGGAGGAUACACUGGCUCAAGUAAAGAGCCCUAAAGACACUGCCAGGUCAGAUAAUUCACUGGAACAAACUAUUGGUCAGGAUGUAUCUGCAAUUACCCACACUUUCAUCAAGAUUAUUCUCAAGGAAACAGAUGAUAUUGUUCUCUUCGAGAAUCCUAGUGAGACUGUGCCAAGGGACAGCGAGGAAGCUGCAGCUGUUAUUUCAGCCAAUGAGAGAUAUGAGUAUUUGACCAAGGGAAAAGGAAGAAAUCGUCGGACCACAAAUUCUGAAACCCAAACAGUGGACUGUCUUUACAAAUCUCGUGCCGUGAAUACUGAUCGGAUCAAACAGGAAAAUAUUGGGACUUUUGUUUCCAACUACGAAAUGUUUGAUACCUACGAAGAUCUUGCAAGAUCUACUCAGAGUCUGGAGGUCAGUGAUGAGACGAAAAUUGUGGUGACUACUUAUGCAAGGGAAGGAGAAGAUGAUCUUGGACAGUUUCUCAAUACUUCAGCCAAUUUCCGGCAUUCUGCUAUGAUCAUCCAACGUCUUCUAGCCGGUAACGUAUUCCGUGAGAAGCAGAAACGUUUUCGAAAUAUGUAUUUGCCAGAUCCUCUGGCCAUGGAUGUUAAGUACCACUAUACUUUGGAGAAACUAUGGUCUUAUCAAUGGAUUGCCUUAUCUGGUUAUGCAGUAACGAGUUUUAGCUGGUGUGAGACUAACAGGGACAUUUUGGCUGUUGGAUAUGGGCUUUUCUACCUAGAACCAAACCAAGAACAGCCCGAUGAUGGAUAUGUUUGCAUUUGGAGCAUAAAGAAUCCCGUAAAUCCAGAGCGGAAAUUUAAAUUUAAUGCUCCUGUUACUGCUCUUGCUUUUUCUCCAUUUUACCCACAAAUGCUCGCGGUGGGUCUUUACGAUGGAAGCUUGGAAAUCAGGGACUUUACUGAUGAAUAUGGGACCUUAAUAACUUCAACAGAUCGGGAAAAUUCCCUUGGCUUUGAGUCCAUCUGGCAGAUUAACUGGCUACCAGGGGAAGGAAUAUUUAGUGAAUAUGGCCAAUUGCUGACCAUCUCUGUAGAUGGGAGAAUUAUGAAAUACUCCUUCACAUCUGGUCCUUAUUUGUCUGGCAUUCAACUCUUACGAUUGAGUCGCGUUGAAGGAGUUGUUGAAGGUCUACCUAUAGCAAAGAAGAAGGAUCUAAUGGAAGCUUAUCGCCACCCGCAAGCUCUUUGCCUGAGAAUUCAUCCAUUACGACAUCAUAUCUACUUUGUAGGUACAGAUGAGGGUUGCUUGCAUACCUGCUCCCUCAACUACCCUCAGCAUCAUGUGGCAGUGUGUCAGGUUCAUAAGGGGUCCGUAUAUAGUAUCGAAUAUUCUCCUUGGAGCCCUAAAAUUUUUCUAACUUGUGGCAGCGAUUGGUGUAUUCGAGUUUGGGUUGAAGGUAUCUUUAAGCCCGUGAUUGAGCUCUCCAGUGGCUUCAAUGCCGUUAAUUGUGCUUUUUGGAGCCCAAUUCAUGCAACCAUUAUCGCUAGUUGCAGCAGAGAUCGCGUUGAACUCUGGGAUAUUCGUCGAAAGACUCUCAAACCUGCUUCAACGCACACAUUUGAUAGUGCACCCCUUACGAAAAUCAAAUUCUCAAAGUGUGGUAGAUCUCUGAUCGUGGGCACAGCAGAUGGCACAGUUCAUGUAUGCGCAUUAGAGAAUAUGCCCUUCCCACCCCAUUUUCAAUACAUUGAGCUUCAGAAGGCAAUCUAUGGUGCAAUUAGUGGAGAUCUCUUUGACCAAGUUAAAAGUCUUGGACAUCUGGGCUACCCUACGGAGAAGAAAAAACGCCCUACUUCUGGUAGCACGUGAUCUGCCUCAUCUUUAUUCAAACCACGCAGAAUGGUCGAGUCUAAAGAAAAGUGCGGAAGCAACAUUCUCUC
This is a messenger RNA of Phlebotomus papatasi, 1907 nucleotides long. RefSeq names its product dynein axonemal intermediate chain 4. Gene Ontology annotation, molecular function: dynein heavy chain binding; dynein light chain binding. The transcript is spliced from 4 exons. Gene Ontology annotation, cellular component: axonemal dynein complex. Lineage: Eukaryota; Metazoa; Arthropoda; Insecta; Diptera; Psychodidae. Gene Ontology annotation, biological process: cilium movement. The coding region runs from base 1 to 1836 and encodes 611 amino acids. The record is from RefSeq and is a predicted model, not a curated record.